AUGGUUGUUUAUUCCCCAAUUGCGGCUACCUAUGGUUCUCGUAUUGAACAAUUUGUCGAGACAGAAUCUGAUUUCUGCAAAUACCAUGAUAAACUUAAUGUUAAAUUGAGACACCUAAGACAUCGUUGUAAAAUUAUCACCAAGGAUACUAGGAAAUAUAGUACCAAAGAGAAGUAUUCCAAGAUCACUUCCGAUGACUACGAUAAGAAGAACAAAUUGUUUGGUGCUUUAGUAUUAAUGCAUUCUGAAAGAGACCUGUCCUUUGCAGAAGCUAUUAAACUCAGAAUUCGUCAAAGAGGGAAAGCAAAAGGUAGUGAACAGAAACUGUUAGGUACUAGAUUGAAGAAGGCCUACAAGACAUCCCAAAACCUCCUUGAGAUAACAAAAAAUGAGGGCCAAUGGAUCACUCGUGCUCAAUAUCUAGCCUACGCCAAAAUUGUUCAUGCUGAGUAUUUAAUAUUUGGUAAAAAAGUGAAGACUAAGAAUAAUACAUUGAUAACAAAGGAGUUAGCUUUGGCUUUAGCUGCAUGUACAUUUUUAAAAGAUAAGGAAAUAUUACCAACUGAAAUCAUUGAUUAUUUAAAUACCAAAUAUGAAUACACUUUAACCCAAUAUGGUGAUAGAAUUACAUCUUCUAUUGACUUAAAUAAUUUCGUUAGCAAAACAGUAGAAGCAGGGAAAGAUAAUAACGACGAAUUAGCCGAACUAUUGUUCAAGAAUGGUUACAUAACAAAGGUUGAGGAUGUCGAAAUGGAAAAGAGUCCAAUUAAUAAUAAAAUUGAAUGGAGAGCGUUCAACUGUAAAAUUAAAGAUAACCAGAUCGCUCAACUAAUUAACGAUGUUUCAGCUGUUCAAGUCAAGGAUAUUGCUGAUUAUAGUUCAAAGCUAUCUAAAUGGGAGAACAUUUUAAGCAAACAACAUGAAAAUAUGGCACGUCAAGUUAAUGAAGAACUAGAUGCAGAUGAAGAUGAAAAUAUGGACAAUGAGGAAAACGAGGAAAUCUUACUAGCAUACAUUAAGUUCCAAACAAUUUUUACUUCCAUUUCUCGUGAUGCUUCAUUAUUCAAUAAAUUAUGGAAACAAUGGGAAAAAUUAGGUUCAUCCAUGUCUUCUAAGUUAACAAAGUAUAAAGAAAUUGAACGUAUUGUCAAAAAUUUGAAAAGUUACUUAAAGGAAGUGACUGAGCUACCAGGUAUCUACUCUGAUGACGAACUGAUCUUCCAAUUAGAACUAUCGAUGGAUUAUUUCCAAUUGUACUUAAAUGCAGGGUGUUUGGCAUCUUUAUACCAAUCCAAGGGCAAAUAUAGAGAAUCACUAGCUCUUUAUGUUCACUCACACCAAACUUUACAAGAAAAAUUACAAGUUCAACAGAAUACUGAAUUGAUAAAAUUACCAGAAGACUUACUUACUGAACAGGCAUUGACCAAAUUAAAUAAUCUGAUUAAGACUGGAUGGAAUAGUGUUGUUGCUUUGGCCGAAUAUGAAAAAGAACUGAAUACUUCUUACAUCGUUAAAAAAUAUCAACCUACUGUGGUGGAGAAAAUUGAUUCGUUAUCUGUAAGACCAAGCGAUGUUCAUCUAAAUAAUUUAUUCCCUCUUAGACCUAUUGUUAAACCAGUUGGAGCUAAACCAACCCUAUUUGAUUUAGCAUUCAACUAUAUCGAAUAUGAAGAAGAUAUCCAAACAAAGGCGAACAAUAAUGAAACUGCAGAAAAGAAGAGUAUCAGUGUUGACCAAAGUACUCCAGAAGACCAACCUGCAAAGAAGCGUGGUUUCUUAGGUCUGUUUGGUCGUUAA
This is a messenger RNA of Maudiozyma saulgeensis, 1797 nucleotides long. The record is from the annotation of a GenBank genome assembly. Lineage: Eukaryota; Fungi; Ascomycota; Saccharomycetes; Saccharomycetales; Saccharomycetaceae.